This is a messenger RNA of Parascedosporium putredinis, 675 nucleotides long. The record is from the annotation of a GenBank genome assembly. NCBI's taxonomy places the organism in Eukaryota, Fungi, Ascomycota, Sordariomycetes, Microascales, Microascaceae.
AUGGCCAACAACCAGAAGCAGCCCGCAAGGGCCACCAAGAAGGGCCCAUCGGGCCUGAAGCUCAUCUACCUAAUCCUCUACAACCUCUUCUCCGCCGUCGCGUGGGGAACAGUUCUCUGGCGCACCGUCGCUAUCAAUGUCCAGAGCGGCCCGUACGCCGUUUUCCCCGGCAUCGGCGAGUGGACGCGCUGGACGCAAACCGUCGCCGGCCUCGAAAUCCUACACUCCCUCCUCGGAGUCGUCCGCGCCCCUAUCUUCACCACCCUCAUGCAGGUUGCCUCCCGAUACCUCCUCGUCUGGGGUAUCGUCUAUCCCUUCCCACAAGUUGCCGCCAGCCCCGUCUACUCGACCAUGCUUCUCGCCUGGAGCAUCACCGAGGUCAUCCGCUACUCGUACUUUGCGCUAUCUCUCGCUGGCUCCGUCCCCAACGCCCUUGUCUGGUUGCGAUACAACACCUUCUACGUGCUCUACCCUCUAGGCAUCUCGAGCGAGGCGUGGCUCGUAUAUAAGGCCAUCGGGCCGGCGGCUGGUCUUAACGAGCUAUUCCCCAUUGCGCUCUAUGCUAUCCUAGCAAUCUAUGUCCCUGGCUCGUACAUUCUCUACAGCCACAUGAUGAAGCAGCGGACCAAGGUUAUGAAGACUCUCAAGGAAAACGAUUCUAGAAAGACUCAGUAG